UCCUCAGCUUAAAGUGCCCAUCCCUGUGUGCUCACGGCUACCGUACCAAACUUGUCAGCAGCCCCAGACAGUAGAAGCUCGUGGAUCUACUCUCGGAUAUUAGAUAUACCGACCAGAUACAUCAUCAGAGUAUCGCCAUUUCCACCUGAUUGAGCCGUCACUACUACCACCGAAGAUUGCUAUCUAGUCAAAUCAGAUAUCAGGCAUUCCCCUCAGAUAACGCCUUUUCAGAUUUAAUCAAAUCUAUCUAUAAAUUCAGAUCUUAUACUGCCAGUUUCAUCAAGCUACAGCUCACGCCAUCUUGCGAGCCGUGUUAAUUGUUCUACUCAUUUUACGCCCUAUCAUCAAUCGCUGAGGAACUGACCAUCACGCCAGUGUAUUAAGCAGCCCCUGGAUAACAGCAUAUUUAAGAAUCAUCACAGUACAAUAGUCCGAGUAGGUUGAACUUUAGUCAAUUACCGAACUGUACUACACUCAGUCCAAAAAAAGCACCUAGUACUUCAGAAACAUAGUACCUGAAAAAGCUCAUUGCACUUGAAAGACUUAAGUACUACGAAAAAACUUGGUAUCUUAUUGUCCUUCAAUAUCUAAUAGUGCUCGUAACUCAUAGUACUACUAGCUGUUGCUUUUCACAUUACCUCUCAUACGUAAAUUAAAAAAUGGAGCUGUCGGUGUGGAACUCGACUUUCUCCCCCAGCAAUAGCGGGGCUACGCCGGGAAAGUCGCCGUAUUACCACGAGCUUGGUGAUGCACAACAGCACCACCAACAGCAACAACACCAUGAUGCAACGGGUUCUAAUUCGCAUCUGACUCCUUCGAGCCAUUACCACCAGAUGCUGGGCCCGGGGCCUCUUCCAUCAGGCGGAACGCCGUCCAACUUCUCCGACACCGAGCAGUUGUUUCUUCACCAAUUAGAGCAGAACCUCUACGAGGCUGCCACUUCUCAGGAAAAUACUCCUAGCUCAAAUAUUGCCAAUACACCCAACUCGGGCUCUGGAACUGGUGCUCCAGGAAUUGCAGGCUAUCCGCACGACAUUCCUCCACCACCUCAACUGUACGAGUAUGGAAUUGAGAAUAUGAACUUUAUAAUACCGGAAGACUUGAACUUCGACACAGACCCCAGUCAUGAAUCGUCGGCAUUUCCUCCGCUGCAUUUGCCCAUUCAGACGCCGAGCAUGCUAGCAGCCAACAAGAACUUGGCUACUAGCCAGAAGCUGUCAGCAGAACCUGACCGAAAGUCGUUUGUCUCACCGAUUUUGCCGGGCCAGAACGAGAAAUCCUAUAAUAACCAGCAUUUUUACCAUAAACACAACUCAAAAAACCUAUCCGAUUUCCAGGUUCAACACCAGUCGCAACAGGCCCCACAGCAACAUGUGAGGCCUGAUGCUGUAUUUACGCCGUUAGUUUCACCAGCAGUGACUCCUUUGGACUCACAGGUUAAUCUUAACAAGGCCCCAAAUGCUUCUUCUGGCUCAACCACAGGCGGAGGCUCCUCUUCUUCCACUUUCUCGCAGCAACCUCCAGUUCAAGUCUCGUUUGAGCCGUUGACUUCGCCAGCGUUGAACGCCCAACCAUCUCUAAAUGAUAGACGUCGUUCUUCUUCUUCUGUAUAUGGACCUGGACCUGUGGAUGAUCACCAUGCCCAUACUAUCUACAACGGAAGCAAGAGAAGGACACCACACGGGACUCCUAUAAUGCAUCCAAACAAAAAUUCUCCUUCAAUCAAGGCCAGAAAUGGCUCUGGUAAUUUCCGCACAUCUCCAGCAGCCACUAGCGUUUCUGCAUUUGACGAAUUACCAGAGUCAAGCAUGGAAACCAGCACAAAUGACAAUAGCAACAGUGCCACUCCGAUGUUACCUCCACAAGGUAAAAAAAUAGAUACAUCUAAUGGUGGACAAGAUGUUGAUGACAUUGAGGUUGAUAUGACGUCCAACGCUGGCGGAUUAUCACGUAAAUCUUCGAGAUCUAGUAGAAAAUCAUUUUCAUCGAAUACUUCCAACAAAAUACUUCCGAAGUCUUCUUCGUCGAGUACGGAGACGUCACCCAAGUUGCUCAACGAAAAAUCUUCCAACGGUAUUCCUGUUAUCAAAAAAAGUGGCGAAAAGCCAGCAACCAAGAAAGCAUCUCAUAAAUUAGCUGAACAAGGAAGAAGAAAUAGAAUGAAUAUGGCCGUUCUGGAAUUGGGUAGUUUAAUUCCCCAGGUCUACCAUGAUGAAGUGGCAAUUCCAUCCAAAGCUACAACUGUUGAAUUGGCAUCAAAGUACAUCAGGGCUCUAUUGCAAGAGAUCGAUACUUUGAAAAAUAAGUCUUGAUUUCGGAAGCCAUCCGUUUAUUGAUGUAUGUCCCGAUUUUAUUCUCUGUUACAAAUAAAUUAUCUUACAGUAUACAAGUCUAUUAAUUCUAUCGUCCUAGAUGGAAAGUCGCCAUUCAUCUGGACGUGCAUGCUUCUGUAAAUAUGUAUUCUAAUGAUGGUAUGUGAAAUUAU
Scheffersomyces stipitis CBS 6054 is the source of this 2485-nucleotide messenger RNA. RefSeq names its product phosphate-sensing transcription factor (gene PHO4). Lineage: Eukaryota; Fungi; Ascomycota; Pichiomycetes; Serinales; Debaryomycetaceae. The record is from RefSeq and is a predicted model, not a curated record. The transcript has 4 exons. Gene Ontology annotation, molecular function: protein dimerization activity. The coding region runs from base 660 to 2312 and encodes 550 amino acids.